Molecule: messenger RNA, 1689 nt
Organism: Besnoitia besnoiti
Lineage: Eukaryota; Apicomplexa; Conoidasida; Eucoccidiorida; Sarcocystidae
Product: 3'5'-cyclic nucleotide phosphodiesterase domain-containing protein
Exons: 12
Coding region: 1-1689 (562 amino acids)
Biological process (GO): signal transduction
Molecular function (GO): 3',5'-cyclic-nucleotide phosphodiesterase activity
Source: RefSeq, a predicted model, not a curated record
AUGGAGCGGAUACGGGGUGGGUCACUCGACCCCCUUGAGGGUUUCUUCUGCUGCUGCAGAGUUACUCUCAUCCAAGCGCUAGAACCAGGGGAGGUUCUGCCGAGGGAGCAUCCUGUCUUUAAAGCAGGCCCUCGGCCUCCUCCAUCCGCACCGGCGCCAGAUGACAAGCGAGACACUCACCUUGUGUACGUCCUGCUCAGCGUGAAUAUUGUCGAAGCUGUUCUUAGUUCGUAUUUUUUCCUCAUGGUCGUCUUCUUGAGUCACGUGAUUCCUGGGCGCAUUGGAAUUACGUUCUGGCACCAGCUUGCUCUCCUCCUCUUGCAAGCUGUACCGUCAUCGAUUGGGCUUGGUCGACUGUCUAUCCUCGUCUGGCCUUUUCUGAUCAGGGUCGUCGCGACAGCCGUAUUUUUGCUCGUUUCUCUGGCCGCGAAUGUAUGCACGGAGGUGAAACGAAGAGAAGCAUUCUCGACGUGGUUGGCCGUCACUGUCUUGGAGCAAUGCAAACAGAAUGUCACCGACAUUGAAGUGAAGGCGCAGAUCACUUACGCCACCGAUCUCAUCUCAGACAGCCUCGAACUCCUGACCCGUUGCCCGAACAUUUACGCUUCUCACGUGGAUGAAAAACUUCGAGAGCAGACUGGUAGAAUCUCUGCAGCUCUGCGGUCGGGGACUCUCAUUUCUAUGCUUGAGUUGGACCUCCAGACGGAGCGACGAGCUCUCAUAGAAGUCGGAUACGCGCUACUCAAGCCUCUAGUCGAUGAGUGGAGCUGCGAAGAUCUUGUGCUGCGAAACUUCCUAUGGAGGACUGACCAGCACUACCAGGAUACACCCUAUCACAAUCAGAUCCACGGAGCCAUGGUGGCUUUCAUGAUGGCGCGCAUGAUAAAUGCACUACAAGUAUUUUCUGAAUCCCAAAUCUUGGCACUAACCGCGACGCGCUUGGCUUCACUUUGCCAUGACGUUGGCCAUCCAGGUCGCAACAAUGCCUUCCUCACGAGUACUUCUCACCUUGCGAGCAUAAUCUACAACGAUUCGUCUAUACUGGAGAAUUUCCACGCGGCCCUCACUUUCCGAAUUCUCUCCAGCGAGGACAGCAACAUAGUAGAGAACACAGCACCUGAGUUUUACAGAAGUGUCCGGGCCCUGAUGAUCGACUUGAUUCUCGCAACUGAUAUGAAAAGUCACUUUGACUUUGUCACACGAGUGAGAACGAGGAGGAAAUCACCGGAGUUCAACGUAUUACAGAACAUCGAAGACCAGUGCUUGAUGUCUGAGGCUUGCAUGAGAGCAGCAGACAUCGGCCACGGACUUGUGAACUGGGAGGAACACUACGAGUGGUCGAUGAGGGUAACCGUUGAAUUUUAUCUCCAGGGCGACGAAGAAAAGCGACUCGGAUUACCGACAUCUCCUUUGUGUGACCGCGACCAAGCAAGCCAGCUUCCAAAGUCCCAAGUUGGCUUCCUUACCUACGUUGUCCUGCCCCUUAUUGUGGAACUCCAGCCUGCCGAUGAAAGCAACGCGUUCAUAUCGUCGCUGCUGGCAAACCUGACAAGCAACGCGACCAAGUGGGAAUCUCUACAAGGCAAGGAAGUAGAAAAGCCCGCAUCAUUUAGUCGGUUUGACCAGCGCCUGCGGGGGCACGAUAUGCAGCUGGAUGUAACACUUUUGACUCGCAAAGAAGUCCCUUGA